AGCUUUGCAGCGCAGUUUCAAUCUGAAGCUAAACAUGAACGGCAGCAUUUCAAUAUCUCGCCGACUGAGAGCGCUAAUCUGCCUCGGGCUGCUUAUCAGUGGGAGCGCAGCUGAUUUGAGUAAGGACAACGCGGCAGCCGAUUUGUCUGUGAGGGAGAUCGAGAGGCUCUACAAUGAGGUGCUAGACUCGAGCAUAAAUAACUUCCGGCAGAGGAUGCGUAGCACGAAGAGCAACAGCUCAAUUGAUAAGCAAUAUUUCGAGAUGUUAGACAAAGCCACGAAUGAGAGUUACUAUAGCACGGCAUACCUCAUAUUCUCCCUCAUUCACGACGACUGGCUCAAGGGGCGCCAAUCAGACGAGGUGCUACAGCAGCUGCUGCCCGAGGAGAAAGUCUCCAUUCGCGCCUUCUUCUCCAAGGCCCGAUGGGAGUUGGUAAAGUACUUCGAAGCCACGCACACGACGAACGAGAAGAUACUGCAGUAUGUUUCCCGUUGGCAGAUCGAAACCGCAGAUAGCAUCAUCGAGGCCUACAUGGAAUUUCCCAGCAAGCUACGAGAGACGGUGCCAGAGCUGCAGCUAAUGGACUACAUGGCCCAGGGGAGAAUUAUUAUAGAGGCCGUUGCCCGAGCAUUUGCCCGAGCAUAA
Drosophila navojoa is the source of this 646-nucleotide messenger RNA. RefSeq names its product Helical Factor (gene Hf). The record is from RefSeq and is a predicted model, not a curated record. NCBI's taxonomy places the organism in Eukaryota, Metazoa, Arthropoda, Insecta, Diptera, Drosophilidae.